Branchiostoma belcheri (Belcher's lancelet) is the source of this 500-nucleotide messenger RNA. Its product is annotated as epididymal secretory protein E1-like. Gene Ontology annotation, biological process: intracellular cholesterol transport. The record is from RefSeq and is a predicted model, not a curated record. Gene Ontology annotation, molecular function: sterol binding. The coding region runs from base 20 to 481 and encodes 153 amino acids. Lineage: Eukaryota; Metazoa; Chordata; Leptocardii; Amphioxiformes; Branchiostomatidae. The transcript is spliced from 4 exons.
GACCAGUGUUAGGGACACCAUGGCCCGUCUGAUACACGUUCUGGCCCUCGCAUUUUGCGUGGGAAUCUCCGUCAUCUUAGGAGAUCCCGUACCGGUCUUUAACGACUGUGGAUCCAAAGUGGCCAAAAUCAACUCUAUCAACAUCACACCAUGUGCAACUGAGCCGUGUCAGCUGGUGAAAGGACAAAACGUCUCCGUGGUUCUCGAGUUCACCACAAACAAGCAGAUAACGAAGGCUAGUGCAGUUGUGCACGCCAUCGUACUUGAUGUCAGGGUCCCACAUGAGAUCCCAAACCCCGAUGCAUGUAAGGAUUCGGGACUGAAAUGUCCCAUAGCAGCCGGGGGAACUUACAACUAUACCUCCUCCCUCUUGGUGUCAAAGUCAUACCCGUCGAUCAAGUUUGUGGUAGAGUGGGAACUACAAGAUCAGGACGGAGAUGUCAUCUGGUGCUUCCAGGUCCCAGCUCAAGUUGAAGGGUAGCUGCCACGCGGGCUAUGAU